CGCAGCAGAUGCUGGUAAAUCACAUACGCAAACUCCUCUAGGCGAAGAUGUCCCGCCUCAAACCCUCCAAUGUCACCAUCAUCCACCCAGACCUGGGAAUCGGCGGCGCGGAGCGGCUAAUCAUCGACGUGGCGCUGGCGCUGCAGUCCCGCGGCCACAAAGUCACCAUCUACACCUCCCACCGCGACAAAUCGCACUGCUUCGAGGAAGCGCGCGACGGCACGCUCGACGUGCGCGUGCGCGGCAACUCUCUCUUCCCCGCGCAUGUCGCCGGCCGCCUACACGUCCUCAUGGCCGUUCUGCGGCAGUUGCAUCUGACCGUCUCGGUGUUGAGGGAGAUUGCGGCAACUGAAGAACAAGACGACAUCUUCAUCGUCGACCAGGUCCCCGCUUGCGUGCCGUUCUUGAAAACGCUGGGCCCGCGCGCGGCGCGCAGCAGUCGCAAUCACCAGCGCAUCCUCUUCUACUGCCAUUUCCCUGACCAGUUGCUUGCGCGCCGAAAUGAGGGCGGGGAGGUGCUGCGGCUUGUGAAGACACUCUAUCGGUAUCCGUUUGAUUGGUUUGAGGGGUGGGCGAUGAGCGCGUCGGAUAAGGUCGUUGCCAACUCGAAGUUCACGCGCGGGGUCGUGAGCGAGGUCUUUGGGAAGGAGAAGCUGGGGGAUGUGCGGAUUGUCUAUCCGUGCGUCGAUACCAAGGCUGGGGCGCCGGUUGGAGCUGAUGAGGGUCCGUUGUGGGGGAGGAAGAAGGAUUUGACGUUGGCGAUUCGUGCGUAUCAUGGUCUUGGGGAGGAGAAGCGGAGGGGACGCGGCGGUUACGACAAUCGGGUCCAGGAAAAUGUCCAAUACCAUCGAGAACUAGACCAGCUCGCCACGAGUUUGGGAUUACAGACCGCGACCUCAAAAACGGUCAUCUCCGCCCUGUCUAUCCCUGACUCCGUCGAGGUCCUUUUCUUGCUCUCUAUACCAACUGCUUUCCGGGAUACACUCCUCUCGCAGGCAAAACUGCUUCUCUACACUCCCAUCAACGAACACUUUGGUAUUGUCCCCGUCGAAGCCAUGCGCGCCGGGAUCCCCGUUCUAGCAUCGAAUACAGGCGGGCCGUUGGAAACUAUCGUGGAAGGCGAAACGGGCUGGCUGCGGGACGCAACGGUCGUCGCGGAUUGGACUGCGGUCAUGGACCGGGUUCUCUACAAGAUGAACCAGAAGGACUUGGACCGCAUGUCGGCCGCGAGCAGGGCGAGAGUAGAGAAGGAGUUCUCGUUGACUGCAAUGGGUGACAGGCUCGAGGAGGAGAUUGCGGACAUGCUCAACAAGGAAAGACGACCGUUCAGUGGGUUUCACCAGCUAAUUUUCGUCUUUGCCGUGUUGGGCAUUGUAUCUUCUAUUCUUGGCGUGUGGGUUGUGAAAAUGACUUAGAUUUGUAUAAUACCCCUUCUCUGCUUGUUUGUAUUUAGCAAUCUUACUCGUACUCUAAAACACACAUUAAUGGUU
This is a messenger RNA of Aspergillus novofumigatus IBT 16806, 1490 nucleotides long. RefSeq names its product GDP-Man:Man(1)GlcNAc(2)-PP-dolichol alpha-1,3-mannosyltransferase. The record is from RefSeq and is a predicted model, not a curated record. The transcript is spliced from 3 exons. NCBI's taxonomy places the organism in Eukaryota, Fungi, Ascomycota, Eurotiomycetes, Eurotiales, Aspergillaceae. The coding region runs from base 48 to 1415 and encodes 455 amino acids. Gene Ontology annotation, molecular function: GDP-Man:Man(1)GlcNAc(2)-PP-Dol alpha-1,3-mannosyltransferase activity; alpha-1,3-mannosyltransferase activity.